Messenger RNA from Actinia tenebrosa (Australian red waratah sea anemone), 3102 nucleotides. Its product is annotated as sodium-dependent multivitamin transporter. Gene Ontology annotation, biological process: sodium ion transport; transmembrane transport. The record is from RefSeq and is a predicted model, not a curated record. Gene Ontology annotation, cellular component: membrane. NCBI's taxonomy places the organism in Eukaryota, Metazoa, Cnidaria, Anthozoa, Actiniaria, Actiniidae. Gene Ontology annotation, molecular function: symporter activity.
CUAAACUGUCUGGAGGCGAUAAAGCUAAACAGUGAAGAAGUAGCUUGGUCUCAGUCGAGAUAGCCCUGACCAAUUCACGCACAAAGGGACGACUCACGUUAUUUUGACUCGGAGCUUUGCAACGAUGGCGGACGAGAGAUUUAGCGUCGUAGACUAUGUAGUCUUUAGCAUCAUGCUUCUUAUUUCUGCAGCCAUCGGGAUUUGGUACGGCUGCGGCCCAGGAGGGAAGCAAACGACUACCAAAGAAUACCUUCUUGCAGACCGUAAGAUGCGAAUUCUACCAGUGGCUAUCUCUCUACUUGUCUCGUAUCUCUCUGCUAUCACGCUACUCGGAGUACCAUCUGAGAUUUACACGUACGGAGCACAGUACUACGUUCUGAUUGUGUCCUACAUUAUUAUUUGUGGAGUGGUAGCUAUUAUUUUUGUCCCGAUGUUCAGAAGAAUUAACAUUACGUGUGCAAAUGAGUACCUUGAGCGUCGCUUCUCUGUUGGUGUAAGGAUGGUUGGAUGUGUCUUCUUUAUUCUUGAAUAUACUUUGUAUUUAUUCGUGGUUCUGUACGCACCGUCUCUCGCACUGGAAGCUGUGGCUGGUGUUCCUCUACCCGUGUCCAUCUUGACUACUGGGGUUGUCUGUACCUUUUAUACCAGCCUGGGUGGUCUAAAGGCUGUCAUUUGGACGGACGUGUUCCAGUCUGUUGUCAUGGUAGCAGGAUUGAUAGCCGUAGUUAUUGUUGGUAGUAACGAGGUGGGAGGAAUGAGUGAAGUCUGGAGAAUCAACAAGGAGUUUGGUCGCAUGAAGUUUUUCGACUUCAACCCAGACCCCAAGGUUCGCAACACAUUCUGGACUUUGACCCUUGGAGGUGCAUUAACAGCAAUGCCUGUCUGGACGGUCAGUCAGACCGCUGUACAGAGGUUCCUGUCUGUACCGAACACUAAAGCAGCGAGAAGGGUGGUUUGGCUAAACGUGCCUGGUUUGAUGGUCAUUGUCACGUUGUGCUGCCUCGAUGGUCUAGUCAUCUUUGCUGUUUACUCGGGAUGUGAUCUUUCAAAAGACAAAAAAAUCACAAGUAACGACCAGGUUCUUCCAUAUUUCGUCAUCAACAAACUUGGACACUUGAAAGGGCUGCCGGGAAUGUUCACCGCGUGUCUGUACGCAGGCGCGCUAAGCACCGCAUCGUCGGCUCUGAACGCAAUGGCUCUGGUUAUAUUGGAAGAUAUUAUUAAGAAGAAAAUGCGAGACGUCACAGAUGGCGACCAGGCUAAAAUGUGUAAAGCAAUUGCUCUAGGGUUUGGAGUAGUUGUCAUUGGUGGUGCAUUUUUAGUUCAGUUUGUCGGUACCAUGGUGCUUCAGCUCGCCUACAGUAUAUUUGGUAUCUGCGGUGGACCUCUGUUGGGCACUUUCUUACUUGGGAUGUUCAUAAGACGAGCCAAUUAUAAGGGAGCCUAUGCAGGGAUCUUUAUCGGUGCUGCCAUUACUACGUGGGUCUUCAUUGGCGCUCAAUUUUACCCUCCCAAUAAGUACCCUGGUAGAAGAUCCGUACAGGAGUGUUCCUGGUUCAAUGCUACAACCGAUAACAGCACGGGAAUCAUCGAGAAUGACUGGAAACCACACAGUGACGGCAUAGCUGACUUCUACAGCAUCUCAUAUCUGUGGUUCUCUGGUCUGUCUGUCUUUGUGUCCUUCGUGGUUGGGGCUAUUGUCAGUCUCGUUACAGAAACAAAGGCUGACCGCGCUUAUGCCGCGACCCUGGACACUAAGUUGCUGUUUCCAACUAAGGAUUGGUUGCUAUCGUGGUUGCCUGGACACGACUUUGAAUGGGACAUCGAAGAAGAAGAAGUUAAAGAUAUUACCCCUGCUCCUUCGGAAAUCGAUAUCAACUGGAGCAAGAAAAAUCCAGAACACCAAGAAACCCAUUUCUAGCUUCAGUGGUAUCUCUUGGUUACCGUCUCACAACACGAAAUCCACUUGUAGUACUCACAUGAGAUGUUGCACACUUAUUGGACGUAUAUUUGACCGUAACUAGUUAGUUCAUUGCUCUAAAAUGUUACUGACUGGGCUCCCUGUGGCGACCUUUGAGGUUUCUCAGCACAGGGAACCCAGUCCUUUUAUCGUUGCAUAGUAAUUUCGUUGUCAUGGAAAAGCCUUUAUAUAUAAAGACGUAACCUUGACAACCGUUUGUAACAUGCAUGCAUAUAUUUCUUUAAAAUUUUAAACUUAUAGGAAAAUUUCAAUAUAGAUCACGUGAUCAGUGGCAGAAAUUGAUAUGCUUUUAAAAAAGGGGAAACGUUUGACAUUUUUAGCGUUUUCUCAGCAUGCUUCUUUUUUUCUGCGUGUUAGCUCAAAUUGCCAUCGAUUUCAUAUACGUUAAAGUAAGCAUUGUUUACCGCCUGGAUGUGAUCACGUGCGUCGUCAUGACAACAACUCUAUAGUUUUCAAUGCGCAUGCGGCAUGACAUUUUUUUUAUAUUAUAUAUUUUUUGUGUGUGGUCUAUUUUCAUCAGGUUUGUUACAAACUAUUAUUAUUGUAAUGCUUUUUGUGAAACUUCGCGAUAACCACUGAUACCAACAUGGCGGCUAGGCAUAUUUGGAAUUUCAAUCUUAAAGAUACUGCACGGGCGGGGUGUCUAUAAGCCAUUGCGAGGUUGAGGGAAAAAACUGGUUCGAACUAACAUUGCACAGGGCAUUUUGGGACCUUUUUAGGGGAUGAAGUAAACGCCAUCUUGGAAAUAUGUCCCCUCAAACAGUCCCAAAGUGCACUGCAAUGCUAACUCGACCCAGGUUUUUACCCAACCUCGGAAUGGCCAAUCAUGAUCCCUUAUAUUAAACGGUGAGCUUAACAAAUACUCACUCGUUAGGUCAGCCACGUACGACUCACGCCUUUAUCUGUAGUUGUCAUUCAUUAUCACUGUUUUCUGAAAAGAUUAAAUAAUUUGUCUCCAAUUGGUUAUUAAUUAUUUAACAUCUAAUAUAACUAGAUAUUUGGAGACGUGAACAACUUUAUUAGUUAAGAUCAAUGAUACGCAUACACCGAGAAAUUUAGCUUUAUCUUGCACCAGAAUGAUCGCGUAUUUCAAAGCAAUUAAAGUUUUUAAUUAAUACUCA